UGUCCUGGCUUCUGUCUGUCCUGCCACGUGUUUCCCCUGGUUCCUGCCUGAUCCCUGUGCUGCUGACAGUCCCUGUGGGUGAUACACAGGUGGGGAGGUGGGGAGCAUCCGUGAUGCUGGGGCUGGCAUCUCACUGCUCACUCACAGAGGGCACUGCUGAGCCGGCAAGGGUGUCUGGAGGCACCCGAAAUGAGGAAGAAGGUAAAAUAAUGCUGGCCUCAAAAAACCACCGAAGGUGUGCCGUCAGCAUCUCCAGCCAGCUCCCAGUGUGGUGGCACAGAGGACGGGGCUCUUCCCAGCUGCAGGGAGCCUGGGAGUGGGACAGCCCCAGCAAUGCUUCCAGAGAAGGCUCCGUGAGGCUGAGGGGCUGCUGAGCUGCUGGUAGUGUCUGGUGGAACACGGUGAGCUCAGCCAGUGCUGCUGUGGUGGCUCCAGGCAGUUCCUGGUGCCGUGGGGCUGGAUGAGCAGCUGCGAGGACCAAGGUAGGGGGGACCUGGAGGCUCUGGGGUGAUGUGGCCGCGGGGGAAGCAGAGGAGAAGGCCGUUUGGUUGCUGCCGGGGUGGCUGCCAAACUGCUUUUUGAGAGACCACAAACAGGAGGGCUUGUUGGUACCCCAGGGUACCCCAGGUACCCCAGGGAGCCAACUUGCUGCUCUGCACUUCUAGGAGUCUGGGAAGAGUCCUAGGAACCCUUUUCCUUUCAGGGAAAAUCUCCUGCCUGCUUUGCCUGGCUGGUGGCAGAGCCAGGAGGGCUUGUGCUGGUGUCAGGAUGGGAAGAUGCCCUAAACCCACAGCCUGCACUUGCCUCUGGCAUCCCAGAGGUUUCACCUCAGAACUUGGAGCCCAUGGUUUGCAGGUGCCUCUCUCUGCUUGUUUCCAGUUCUGAAUGCUUGCAAAGGAACAGAAAACCUGAGGAAAGCAGGUUAUACAGACCUGCCAAGGCAGCUGCAUUAGUAAUGUUAAUGCAGAGACUAUAAAACAGGAAGAGCAAGAGGCAACAGAAGCAGUGAACCAGCCUUAGGGGUGUCCAGUCCAGACAGGGAUGUGGUCACACCUGUCCACCUCAGGAGGUGGCUCUGGGUCACCCUCUUUGCUACAGGAAGCAAUCCCACGACCAGGAGGUCAGUGUUGGCCUCACAUCCCUUGCACCUCUCUUGCCCAGAGAGAAGGUUACCUCCACAGCCAGCAGGAGCAGGGAAAAGGUUCCCUGGUAGCCAAGCGGUGGGUCAAAGCUGAGGUAAGGAGCUGCUGGCCAGGGUUUGGAGGGAGAAAGGAAGGAAGAUGUGUGGAGGUGAAACUGUGAUACUGGCUCAGAGUCCCUCUGAGCUGUGCAGGGUUGUGGCCCCGGGUCACACAGCCCCUGGUCCCUUCUCAGGACACCCCAGAUGUGGAGCACCCCGACCUGUGCCAGUCUGAGUUGGGGCCAGGCUUGUCCUGGUGACACAGUGACACCUCUCUGCCUGUAAGGCAGGGAGACCCAGCUGGAGGUGGGUGCAGAGGAAAGUCUCAGCGGUACGUGGCAGCUCUCUGCUGUCUCCAUGGGCCACCCCAUCCCCGAGGGCACCUGCCCCGCUGUCGCCUCCCCGCUCCUGGGGGCAACAGGGAGUCCCAAUGUCACGGCUGGACACAGCCUCCCUGUGCAGGGGUGCCUGCCUGCAGCGGCUGCCACUGGCAACAGCUUUGUGGGAAAACAAAAAUACUUCCUCUCCUCCCAGGUCCCCGCUGUCAUUCGUGUUUGCGGUGGCAGAACCGGUCCGGCAGGCGGGUCCCAGGACGGCAGCGCAGGGCUGCGGCAGGUGGCCGGGGCACGGCGGGAUGAGCCCUGCCUUCAGCCUGCUCCUCGCCCUGGCCGGCUGCACUCUGCUCCGGGGAAAGCUGUUGCCUCCGCGGGACGUGAGGCUGGAGGCACAAAAUUUCCACGUCCACCUGAGGUGGGAGCCUGGCCCUGAUGCACCAAGUGGUGCCAUGUACCAGGUGGAGUGGAGGAGAAGAAACUCUCGCUGGAUCAAGGCACAUGCCUGCUGGGGGAACAGCACCAGCUCCUCCUGGGCUUGUGAGCUGCAUUUUGUCAACAUCUAUGAUAUCUACUGGGCAAGGGUGAGAGCAGUGGCCAGAGGCAAGCUGUCCAAGUGGGCCAGUUCCAGCGAGCUGCAGCCCUACAGAGAUACAGUCGUGGGCCCUCCUACAUUGUCCUGGCUGCUCCAGGGCCAAAUCCUCAGUGUAAAUAUCAUCACCCCACUCACUCCAUACCGAAGCAGAGCUGGCACUUACAGGAGAGUUGACCGAGUGCUGCGGAAGCUGUGGUACCGGCUGCACCUGCACGAAGGGGAGGUGCUGGUCCAGGAGGUGUCCUGCAAGUGGAGUGGGGAGGGGGCACAGUGUACUGUGGGGCCCUUGAAGACCAGCACCCACUACUGCAUCCGGACAGUGGCUGUGGACAUGGCCAGGCAGAGCCGGGAGGCUGAGCAGUGCAUGGUGACUCCACCAGACCCCACAAGCUUUCCCUGGUUCAUCGUCCUGCUGAGUGUCAUCUUCCCACUGCUGAUCCUGGCUGGGCUCUGCUUCAUCCAGCUGCAAGUCUUCCCCAGCUCCUCGGAGACACACCUCCCAAAAACACUUGCUCUCCUGAACCAGGAGCUGAGUGUCACCAGGGAGGUGCCCACCCUUGAGCUCCAGGAAGACUCACUGUCCCUGUUCCUGCCAUCCAUGUCCACAUCCUGCAGGCCACCUGUAGCUGAGGAGCCAGCACCAACAGUCCAGCUGCUUCUCGGAGGAAGCCUUCACCAGGAUGCAAGUGGCUACUGUGCCAAUGGGUUUGGGCCAGGCUGUCACAAGGGAAGUAACCCCUCCUGUACCCACAGCCAGGCAGGCCAUGCCUUAGGUUCCCAGCUCCCAUUGCAGCUGGAGAAGAAUGGGGAGGCAGAUGGGGAUGAUGUGCUGGAGCAGCCAGCGGGAUCGGGCAAAGACAGCUGCACAGGUGACAGGGACUAUAGGACAUCCCAGGUGGGGCACCCCCAACUUUAUUUGAAGUGCCAGUGCCCAGCUCUGGGAGCAGACAUCUGCCUUCCUCUGCCUGCACCAGGCAGGAGCUUCAUCCAGGAGGGCACACAGGAAGCCCUUGGCCUGGCAGGGCACUGCGUCCUGCUCAGCUCCGUGAAGCUGCACGGCAGCAACGAAGAGGAUGGAGGGCAGAUUGUCCAUGCCCUUCAGCCCUUGCACAGCCAUGGGACAGAGCCACAGCCGUGUGACAGCUCCAUGCAGCCAGGUGACAGCACCAUGCUGCUGGGCCACCUGGAGCGAGCACCACUGAGCAUCCCCAGCCCCUGCCAGCUGCCCCUCAGCACCCUGCGGGCAGCUGCCUUCUCGGGCUAUGAGCUGUGUCCAUGGGCUGACAGGGAGCCAUAGCAGGCAUGGGCACACUGGGAGCUGCUGCAGGUAUCACAGCAGCAGGCAGAGCUGGAGGGGCUGCCCAGAGCUCCCAGCCACGCUGGCUGCUGCUCUGAGCUGCCUGUGCCUCACUGGGGACGGGGCUGGGGCAGGGCCUGGGCUGGCAAGCACACUCCAGGCAUGGCUGCCACAGGUGGCUGAGAUCAGCAUCUUCAGAGCCUCCCUCUGCAGGUUUGGUGCUCUUGAACCAAAGCUAAAGCCCCUAGAGUUGUAUCUAUUUAUGCACCUGUAUGUGUGUAUAUAGAAUCACAGACUGGUUUGGGUUGGAAGGGACCUUAAACACCAUCUCCCACAAGACCCUACCCAACCUGGCCUUGAGCACUUCCAGAGAAGGGUGAUAUGCGUGAGUGCAGCAUAUAUUCUAAGGACAAUUUAUGUAUAUGCUUUCACAUUUAUAUGUACAUAUGUAAAUCUCUUUAAUGAACGAGGAGGGGAGGGGGGAGUUAUGUUUGGGUUUUUUCACUUGUCUGGAAAUACUGAUUGUGCACUGGAGCUGGUUUCGAAAUAACACUAAUUUAUUAU
This is a messenger RNA of Calypte anna (Anna's hummingbird), 3968 nucleotides long. RefSeq names its product interleukin-22 receptor subunit alpha-2-like. NCBI's taxonomy places the organism in Eukaryota, Metazoa, Chordata, Aves, Apodiformes, Trochilidae. Bases 1611 to 3404 code for a protein of 597 amino acids. The transcript has 7 exons. The record is from RefSeq and is a predicted model, not a curated record. Gene Ontology annotation, molecular function: protein binding.